AUGCGGGAUCAAAGCUCUGCUCCGAAAGUAGAUGGGAUGGCCGAUGCGCGCGACAUGUGGGGAUUCGGGAGGUCGGCACCGGACGACAACCAGGUCGGCGAAGGCGAUGCAAACCGGUUGGCAGACGGCAGUCUAAAGAGAGGAAACGAGGGUGCCCAUCGAGUGAAGCCGCGAGGAGUGGACGUGAUCGGGGAAGAGGCCUGGAGAGCGAACGGAGAGUGCAGAGGAAGUGGAUGA
Penicillium lagena is the source of this 237-nucleotide messenger RNA. RefSeq lists its product as uncharacterized. The record is from RefSeq and is a predicted model, not a curated record. Bases 1 to 237 code for a protein of 78 amino acids. Lineage: Eukaryota; Fungi; Ascomycota; Eurotiomycetes; Eurotiales; Aspergillaceae. The transcript has a single exon.